Messenger RNA from Lymnaea stagnalis (great pond snail), 1038 nucleotides. NCBI's taxonomy places the organism in Eukaryota, Metazoa, Mollusca, Gastropoda, Lymnaeidae. The record is from the annotation of a GenBank genome assembly.
UCAGGAAAUACCAGCAUUACAAUGAGUUCCCUCAAUACGUCAAUGUCAGAUCAGGACGAGAUGACAAUGACAUUUGAAGAUUACGUGCGUAUCAUUGUGCCUACAAUAUUCGGUGUCAUCUGUGUUCUGGGUGUAUUUGGGAACUCAUUAGUGAUCAUUGUGGUCUUGACAGACAAACACAUGAGAAACACAACCAAUAUAUUGAUCCUAUCUUUGGCCCUGGCUGAUUUAUUGUUUUUAGUUUGUUGUGUACCUUUCACGGCUGUGAAUUACGCUGUAAAUGUAUGGCCGUUUGGCAAUUUUGGUUGUAAACUAACCGAAUACGCCAUGUACGUCACUGCUUACGCCAGUGUAUACACACUGGUCAUCAUGACCAUCACCCGGUACAUCGCUGUUGUAAUGCCACUUCGUUCCCUGACACUACUCAAUACAAGAAACACUUUGUUUGCCAUCUUUUUCAUCUGGAUUAUUAUUCUAAGUGGUAACUCGCCAAUAUUCCUGCAGUUUGGAGAGUUCCUUUAUGUCUUCCAAAAUGAAACCAGAUCAGCAUGUCUUAAUCUUCAAGAACUGGAAGACCCUGUUUCGGGCCAAGUAUUUUUCGGAUUUUUUUUCGUCAUUGGAUAUUUCAUACCCCUGGCCGUCAUAACUUUAUUGUAUGGACGCAUUCUCAUUCGAUUACGUUGUGCCGACGUCCCAGGAGAUUGUAAACAAUCAAGAGCUGAAAACAUCAGGAUGAAGAGGAGUGUCACAAAAAUGGUUGUGAUUGUCGUAAUCGUCUUCGCCGUCUGCUGGAUGCCAAUUCAAAUCAGGCUAUUUGCCGAUAGAUUAGGUGCUGACAAUGACAGUAUCAUAUACACCUGCAUUUUAUUUGCGUCCAAUUGUUUGGCGUACGUAAACAGUUGUGUGAAUCCAAUCUUGUACGCGUUUCUGUCCGACAGUUUCCGGCAGAGUUUCAAACGUCUUCUGUGCUGCAAGAGAAGUUCACAACUUUACCAAACUCCGAGGUCAAGGUCCAUCACAAGAAGUUCUCAAUGUUAA